UAAUAAAAAUACAAGGAAACAAAGGCUGCUGGUGCUGACUCUUCACUGAAAAGAGUAACAAGACAAGAAUCCAUUAUGUUCGCCCUUUUUUAUUUUUUCUUUAAUCCAAUAUUGAAUCUGAUGACUAAACCUUUUUCUUUUCUCUUCUCUCUCUAACCGCCCCCCCUCCCCCACCUUCUGAAAAAUUAAAAAAAAAACAACAACAAACCCUUGGCUUCCUUCUUCUGCAAGAUCUACAAGGGUUUAUCAGUCUCUUUGUAUUUUUCUCCUUUCUUGGUCUUUUGGUUAUAAAGAUAUCAUCUUUUCUGGAUUCUGAAAUUUACCCAGACACUAUUUUCGAUGGGCGAACACAUUGAUAAGGAUGUUUCUGGUAGUACUGUUUUGGAAUCGUCUAAAGAGACUGUAAGUGAUCGCGUAGCUAGUGGAGAUAGUGCGGAAACCCGAGUCGUUGAGGCAGUUGCUAGUGACGAUCAGUUUCAAGGUCAGGGUGUGAGUAAGGGAUCCUCAGCUGAAGGGGUGGUGACGGAGAAAGGCGGCUCUUGUAAUGGGGCGGAUACAGUGGCUGGGGUUAUGGGUUCUGAUAUAUACGUUGAUGGUGUUUGCACACGUAAUUCUGGCGGGGAAAAUUUGAGUGAAGAAGCAACUAAAAGUCAUGGUCAGUCAAGGGAGUUGGCCUCAGAGGGAGAUGUAAAAGCUGUAGGUGGUGGGUGUGGUGAUUCUAAUUCUAAGGUCGAUGAGGAUCCAAGUGAGGAAGCAUCAAAUUUGGGAACCGAGAGUGAGGUUGAGAAGUCUUCUGUGUUUGCUGAUUCUAAAGAAGGAGAGUUGGUGGAGGAUGGGGCAAGAGUUUGGGAGGAAAAACUGGGACUGGAGAUUGAGGUUGGAAAUUCUUCUGGAGUUGCUGAAUCUAAAGAAGAAGGAGAAUUAGUGGAGAAUGCGGCAAGUGUUAGGGAGGUAGACUUGAGGUCAGAUUCAGAAACUGAGGUUGGAACUUCUUCUGAGCUUGCAGAAUCUAAAGAAGAAGGAGAAAUGGUGGAGGGUGAUACAAGAGUUAGGGGUGUCAAUUUAGCAACUGGCUGUGAGAUUAAGUGUUCUGGAGUUGCAGAAUCUAAAGAAGAAGGUGUAUUGGUGGAGGGUGUGGCAAGAGUUAGAGAGAUCACUGGUGCUGAUGGGUGUUGUGUUGCUGAUGGUAUUACUUUGCAUGAAAUUGAUGCUGGGAAUCCUCAGAAUGUGGGAAUCAAAAGUGCAGUUGAAGAUUCUUCUCUUCUUGAAGGAUCCAGUGUAGGGGAAACCAAAAAUGUAGUUGAGAAAGAAGCAGUGGGUGCUGGGAAGGAAAGUUUGGAGGGAGGAUUGGGGAAGGAGUGUGUUGAGAAAGUUGAGAUGCAUUUUGUUAAGGACAUGAUUUCUCAGGAAGUUAGGGAUUCAGAGAAUGAAGCAUCGAAUCGAGGAGUUGAAAAUUUUGAAGAUUCCUCUGCAGGUUUGGGUUCUUCAGUAGUUGAAGCCCAAGAUAUUGCUGCAGAGAAAUCUGAAUUGGUUGAGGAGGUUAUGGAUCAGGCUAAGGAAACACAUGACAAUGAGGGAGCUGUGCUUCAAAAUUCAGAACCAGAAAAGGUUGGUGCUUUGGAUGUUGAGGAAUGGAAUCCUGGAAUAAGAACUGCAGGUGCACCUUCUUCAACCAUCAAGGAAGGUUCAUGCUUAAAGACUCACUGUAUUGAGGAGGAAGCUGCCGUGAUGGCUGAUAUUGGAAAUUUAGAUCCCAAAGUUGAAACAGUUUUGGAGGGGACACAUGGUACUGAUUCUGUGGAGGGGGUUGUAUCCAGUUCUGAGAAAGAUUUGGUUUCAAUAGAAAAAGAUGCCAUUACCAAUCCAACCUCCAAAUGCUUGGAUGGACAAACACAAGUUGCUGUUGAUGGGAAAAUGUCAUCAACGGAUGUUGAGGCAUGGAAUCCAGGAAUCAAAACUGCAGGUGCACCUUCUUCAACCAUCAAGGAAGGUUCAAGCUUAAAGGCCCAACAUAUUGAGGAGGAAGCUGCCGUGACAGCUGAUAUUGGAAAUUUAGAUCCCAAAGUUGAAACAGUUUUGGAUGGGACACAUAGGACUGAUCCUGUGGAGGGGGUUGUAUCCAGUUCUGAGAAAGAUUUAGAAAAAGAUGCCAUUACCAAUCCAACCUCCAAAUCCUUGGAUGGACAAACACAAGUUGCUGUUGAUGGCAAAAUUUCAUCAAAUGAGGAGAUUGCUUGUCCUAACAUUGAAGGUAUGGACACUGACGCUUUUAAUGAAAAUUUUUGUUUUUCAGUGGAAGAACUGCAGGCUGUGGUUGAGACACCCAAUGGAAGCACUGAAAAUCACUGUGAUGCAUUUGCAGAUUUGCAAUCUUCACAACAGCCAACUCAAGUAGUUGUUGGAGGUGAAGUUGCGGCAACUGAGAACAAGGUGCAUAAGAAUUCUGAAAAUGAAAGGAAAUUAAUAAUUGAAGAGUCCUCAGACCAGAUGAUGCCUCGUGAUUUUGCUCUGGCUCAGUCAACCGUAGAUCCAGAGAUGGGAGUUGAUGAACAAGUUACUGGUUCUGAGCAAGCUAGUAUGCAGAAAGAUCCAGGUAAGGUAGAGACCGCAAAUGCAAUUGUGAGCACUGAAAUUCACAGCCCGAAAGGUUUAGAUUUGGUGUCGUCUCAUCAGUCUGCACCUGCACUUGUUGGUGAUGAAGUUGUAGAAAUGAAUAAUAAGAUUGAUUCAGAUACUAAUUUCGAGGGUCAGGUAGUUAUGCAUUUGGAUGGAAUGUUAUCAUCAUCAGGAAAUGAACAGCAUGUAAAGACUGAGGUGGACUCUAUGGAAAUAGAUACUCACACUGCUUCAACUAACAAGGAUAAGGUUCAUUCAACUGCCAACGUUUCAGAUCCUGCUGAAAAAGACCCGGAGGUGAAGGUGAAAGAACACAUAGACAAGAGUGAAGCUUGUGAUUCUGAUCAGAGUAAUCCAAACAUAGGGCAGCUGAUGGAUGCUCAAGAACAGGUUACUCAUUUUGAACAGCUUGGAAAAGAAGAAACAGAGGUAGUAGAACUGAACUCAGAGGCCGGAACAGUUUGUGGAAGCAGAGAAACAGAUACCCUAUUAAUUAAUGGACCCGAUACUGGACUUCAGGGGCCACCUGAUGGGGAUCAGACUCUGACAGUUAAAGAAGACUUGGAUGCAAGUGCAGGUCAGGAUGUUUCUGAGAUUGGAUCAAGUGCAGCAACAGAAACAGUGGUUGAAGAGCAUGAUGCUUGUCUUGAUCAGGUUGGCUUGCAAGAAAGGCAAGAAAUGGAAGCUGAAGGACAGGAUACUGACUUUGAACAGCCAAAUACCUCUGAAGAGAAAUUUGCUAAACAAGAAGCUCCAAAUUCUGGAAGCACUGUAAUAGAAUAUCAAGCUUGUUAUCAGCUACCACCAGAUGAUGAAGGUGAGUUCACUGUAUCCGAUUUGGUCUGGGGCAAAGUGAGGAGCCAUCCGUGGUGGCCUGGACAGAUUUUUUAUCCUUCUGAUGCCUCUGAGAAAGCAAUGAAGUAUCAUAAAAAGGACUGUUUUCUGGUAGCAUAUUUUGGGGAUCGUACAUUUGCGUGGAACGAGGCAUCUCUGCUAAAGCCUUUCAGGUCACAUUUCUCCCUGGUUGAGAAGCAGAGCAAUUCUGAAGCAUUCCAGAAUGCUGUUGAUUGUGCUCUGGAAGAAGUUUCAAGGCGUGUAGAGUUUGGGCUGGCCUGCUCAUGCAUACCAAAGGAGACUUACGAUGAAAUUAAAUUUCAAAUAGUAGAGAACACUGGAAUUCGAGAAGAAGCAAGUGUAAGAGAUGGUGCAGACAAAUCCUUGCCUGCUGAUUUAUUUGAACCUGGUAAAUUAAUGGAGUAUAUGAAAGCAUUAGCACAAUGCCCAGCUGGUGGAGCUGAUCGUUUGGAACUUGUCAUUGCCAGGUCCCAAUUACUGGCCUUUUAUCGCUUAAAGGGUUAUUCUCAGUUGCCUGAAUUCCAGGUUUGUGGAGGUUUGUUGGAGAAUGCGGGCACUUUAGAAUUUGCAGAUGAAGUGAUUGAGCAUACAUAUCCUGUUUAUAAGGAUGAUGGACAAAUAUCAUCUGAUCAGGAGUUUUCACAUGCUCUAAGAAGUUCUUAUCACAAGCGCAAGCAUAAUUUGAAGGAUACUGUCUAUCCCAGGAAGAAAGAAAGAAGUUUGUCUGAAUUAAUGGGUGAUUCAUGGGAUUGUGUAGAUGAUGAAUUUGGUCCUGAUGGGAAAGCUAACAAUAAGUUAGUUUCACCAUCUUCUGGGAGGAAGCGGAAGGUCUAUGAUUCCUUUCCUGAUGACUCGGCUACAGCGGAAGGGAGAAAGACUAUCUCUCUUGCAAAUGUCUCGACUACUGCAUCUAAGCCUUCAUUCAAGAUUGGUGAAUGCAUCCGUAGAGUCGCUAGCCAGAUGACUGGGUCUACCUCCAUACUGAAGUCUAAUAACAUGAAGCAAGACGGAAGCAGUGAUCGACUUAUUGGGGAUGGAUCUGAUGCUUUAUUCCAACAUUCUGAGGAUGCUGAGAUGAGCAGAACAAUUGUUCCCACAGAAUACUCAUCCUUGGAUGAAUUGCUAUCACAGCUUCACUUGGCAGCACAAGAUCCCUUUAAAGGAUAUAGUUUCUUGACCAUCAUUGUUAGUUUUUUCUCUGAUUUUAGGAACUCGGUAAUUGUGGAGCAGCAUGAGAAAGUAGGUGGUAAAAGGAAACAAGCAUCUCAUUCAAUUGGUGGUUUGUCUGAAACAUUCGAAUUUGAGGAUAUGAGCGACACUUAUUGGACUGACCGGGUUAUUCAAAAUGGUUCUGAAGAGCAACCACGUAAAAGCCGAAAACGAGAUAAUCAACUUGUGCUUGCUAAUCAGGAUAAGGCUCUUAAUAUGUCAAACUCUAGAAAGCGGUAUUCUGAUGGCAAUCAUGACCUAUCAGCAGAGAAACCAGUGGGUUAUAUAGAUGAGAAUGCACCAGCAGAACUUGUUAUGCAUUUUCCUGUGGUGGAUUGUGUUCCUGCAGAAACAAGCCUGAAUAAGAUGUUUAGACGGUUUGGGCCUUUAAAAGAGUUAGAAACAGAAGUAGAUAAGGAUACAAAUCGUGCCAGAGUUGUUUUUAAGAAGUGUUCUGAUGCAGAAGCUGCAUAUGGUAGUGCUCCAAAGUUCAACAUUUUUGGUUCAAUACUUGUAAAUUACCAGCUCAACUAUACUGUAUCUGUACCAUUCAAAAGUCAACCAAUGAUCACACUCCAUGGUGAGGAAGAUGCAACACUUUUUCUGGAGUUUUGAAGAAGCAGAUUUGAUAUAAAAAUUUAGAUGGCUGCUUGUAGAUCACUGGAUCACUGGGGAGUAGUUUAACUUUAUCCCUUUGCAUGAGAUCUCCUGCAUUAUGGGUUUGGAAUAGCAAGUCUCUGGAGCAGUUAACUAGGUGUGUGUAUAUGUGGUUUUCUUUUGUGGACAUUUACACUUGGUAAUGCGUGAAAACCUUAUCCACAGCCCAGAGCCCCUAGCUCCCCAUUUGGAAGUUAUGAAACAAAAUUGUCACUGAAACAUACUUAUUUUGUUAACAAUCUGUUUGGAAAGAGAUGGAGUAAAGUAAGAUGUUCUAAAGUAUGGUUUUAUGAGAUAAAGUUUUUAUGAUUUUAAACCUUAAUAAUUUUUUAUUUUUUGGAAAGAGGAGAAGGUUUUUUUAAGGUAUUUAAAGGUUUUCAAGAGAACAUCUUUUUCAACCCACCUAUUUAGUGGGUUGAAAUUUGAAGGUUUUUCGAGGUCUAGAACUCCCAAAAACCACACUCUUUAAAAACCUCAACUUUAUCCCAAACACAGUUUUAAGGUUUUUAAACCUUGAAAAAUCUUUCAUUACCUACAAAGGGUAAAUGAAUAAAUCCAGCUGGUUGUUGGAGCUGUUUUGGGAUCGGCCGGCCUGCCUGCAUGCCUUUACCAUAUUUUCGCGAAUUAGCUAUUCUCUUGUUAAUUUUGGCAUGUGAUGUAUGAAAGUGUUAAACUUGUUCUGG
Messenger RNA from Manihot esculenta (cassava), 6020 nucleotides. RefSeq lists its product as uncharacterized. NCBI's taxonomy places the organism in Eukaryota, Viridiplantae, Streptophyta, Magnoliopsida, Malpighiales, Euphorbiaceae. The transcript has 3 exons. The record is from RefSeq and is a predicted model, not a curated record. The coding region runs from base 340 to 5295 and encodes 1651 amino acids.